This is a messenger RNA of Scatophagus argus, 3790 nucleotides long. Its product is annotated as actin-binding LIM protein 3-like. Lineage: Eukaryota; Metazoa; Chordata; Actinopteri; Scatophagidae. The transcript is spliced from 22 exons. Gene Ontology annotation, biological process: lamellipodium assembly; cilium assembly; cytoskeleton organization. Gene Ontology annotation, cellular component: stress fiber; actin cytoskeleton. Bases 353 to 2407 code for a protein of 684 amino acids. Gene Ontology annotation, molecular function: actin filament binding. The record is from RefSeq and is a predicted model, not a curated record.
UGCAGGCGUCCGCGGGAUCGCACUGACUGUUCAGGGAGGGAUGGACGCCUUUCCGCCGAAGCAGAGGACCGCUUGGCUUUGUAUGGCGGAAGAUGCUGAAGCUGAAGGCGUGAAGAGGAAGAUGGUACCAGUCAGUUUCGAUUUGAUUCCACAACCGGCUGUCUUUACGCAGGGUGGAGGGGCACAGUAGUCUGCCGCGCGGUAGCCUAAUCCGCUUGCCUGGAGGAGCAGGGAAAGCCCUUCCCAGGCGGAGACGGAGGCACAGUUUUAAGUCUGGCAGGGAUAGAGAGAGCUGACAGGGGUGCUUGGUCAUAUCUGGAGACUAUCAUUCAAGCUGCUGGACUUUCACAUCAUGAGUGGACCGACAAAUGUUCAGUACCAGUCGGGUCUUUAUGGAGGAAACAACAACAGCAGCUCUCCUCUCUCCAGUCGUGGAAGCUCGCCCAUCGUGUGUGAGCGCUGUGGGGAAGUGUGUCGUGGGGAGGUGGUGCGCGUCAAAAACACACACUUCCACAUUCACUGCUUCACCUGCCAAGUGUGUGGCUGUGACCUGGUGCACUUGGGUUUCUUCCACCACUCUGGCGAAUACAUCUGUACAGAGGACUACCAGCGGCUCUACGGGACCCAGUGUGACAGCUGUGACCAGUACAUCACUGGUGAGGUGGUGUCUGCCCUGGGGAGGACAUACCACCCACACUGCUUCGUCUGCAGCAUCUGCAGGAGUCCAUUCCCAAUUGGAGACAGGGUGACCUUCUGUGGGAAGAAGUGUGUGUGUCAGCAGUGCUCACACACUUUGAGCACCGACAAGCCCGUCAAGGUCCACGGCCCAAGCUACUGUGCGGGCUGUGGCGAGGAGAUCAAACAGGGUCAGUCCCUGCUGGCUCUGGACAGACAGUGGCACGUCAGUUGUUUCAAGUGCCGUACGUGCGGCUGUGCGCUCACUGGAGAGUACAUCAGCAAAGAUGGGAUACCUUACUGUGAGACUGACUACCAUACUCAGUUUGGGAUCAGGUGUGACAGCUGUAACAGGUACAUCAGCGGCCGAGUACUUGAGGCUGGAGGGAAGCGUUAUCACCCCAGUUGUGCCAGGUGUGCCCGGUGUCACAUGAUGUUCCUGGAAGGAGAGGAAAUGUACCUUACAGGUUCAGAGGUUUGGCACCCCAUGUGUAAAGAAGCAGUUCGUCUGGAGAGAAAACUGAGGCUGAGACGUACCUCUGAGACAGCGUCCAUUUCCCCUCCAGGCUCCUCUCCUCUCCUCGGCUCCCCUCACCGGCUCAUCUUUUCUAAAGCUGACGGUGAUGUUUUGGACUAUAAGCAGCUGGCGGCUCUGCCCAGAGUCAAAGCCACAUACGACAUCCAGCGGCCCGACAUCAUCCCUUAUCAGGCCGACCAUGCGCACACACACGUCUCAGAUGACACACUGGAGCGAUACAGCUGUGGACAGGAUCUCUUGGAUGGCGUUGAGUUAAGAACGAGGCGUCCCUCCAGCUCCGUCUUCAGUGACUCUCCUGCUCACAGUCGCCAUGGAGGCUCCCCGCUGCAUUAUUAUCUCCCCGGCAGUGAGAGUGGCAGGAGUUCACCCUAUUACAGUCAGCCAGAGCCCAGGUGUACCACACCCACCACCUCCACCACCACCUUCCAAGCCCCCAGGCAUUUCCAUGUGCCAGCCUGUGAGGAAACCAACAUCUACAAGAAACCCCCGAUCUAUAAGAGACAAGACAUGUCUGCAUCUCCAACAGCCAAUAGGAGUAGGACCAAUGAGAACCUCGUCAAUUCUGCCAACUGUAACAGCCUUUACCACCCGGACUCCAACUACUACCCGUACACUGGCUCUCCAAAAGUCUCCAGGGUGAGGAGGUUUUCGUCUGGAGGAGAGGAGAAUGGAUGGAACCACAAUAUAAACAGGGGAAUUGGCAGGAUGAUCCUGAAGGAGGAGAUGAAGGCGCGGUCAGGUUGUCAUGACAAUGACCAGUGGGGGGGCAGACGCAGUUCCCGCUGUAGCAGCAAGGAGGCGCUGAACAAUCUUGGAUUCAGCUCCCUCAAUGGCUCUCCCAGGUCCGUCUACAGUGCAGACAGCGACUCAUACGUUGCCAAAUCUGCCUCGUUGCCAGGCUACGGUAGAAAUGGACUGAACAGGCCUGGGAGUGCCGGUGCAGAUUAUUUCCAGUAUGACAGCGGUAAUGCAGUUAAUUGGCAGAUCAGAGAAUACAAGAUUUAUCCAUAUGAAGCCCUUAUUGUGUCAGUUAGAGGGCAGCAGCGUCUUCCCAGUGACGUGGACCGAGCCAGACUGGAGCGUCACCUCUCACCAGAGGAGUUCUACAGAGUCUUCGGCUUGUCCAUGUCUGCCUUUGAUCGUCUCCCUCAGUGGAAGAAAAACGAGCUGAAGAAACAGGUCCGACUCUUCUGAGAAAAUGAAGCUGCCAGGAGCAUCUAACCCAAGGUCCAACACCAACAGUGUGCUCUGAUGAGCUGGCCUCAGAUCGGACCCCAGAUUGACUCUGUGUCACAGCAGAAGGGGAAAUGACUCAAAUAAAAGUUUCUCCUCCUUUUGAGGUGGCAAGAGCAGAACUGUUAGCCUCCGUAUCUCGCCGCACUUUUAGCUAGUGUGCACUUGGACUUUUUAUGCAAUACGAGUGGAACUGGCCAACUGGCCUAAAGGGGAAAAACUGGAAUCAGAAAGAAGAACUGGUAGGACAGCAUGAUGACUUUGAGAGGCAGCAGAGGAGUCAGACUGGGGCUGCAACACACAGAAAGUUAAUGAGUAGAGAACGAGUGAAGUUCUCCCUCUUCUACCAGCAGAUGGCAGCACGUUAACAUGAGCACCAGGCUGGCUGGCUGAUAACAUGACCUGAUGGACUGUAAGCUGAAGUACUUGGUACUCUAUUGAGGGUCUGCCCUGAGCCAAAGCUGCAUUCGUGCCGAAACUGAGGAGAUUGUCUGGGAGGGAAGACAGACUGACAAACUGUUGAAGGCGAAAAGGAUUUGGUCACACAGACUUUAUCCUCAGCACCUCAUAAGCUGAUAAAACAGGCAGAUGACACAACAGUGUGAUUCAGGUUCCAGAGCGUGACAUAAACAUUGAUGUUUUUAUAAUGUGUCACAACUGAAGACCAACUAUUUCCUUUCUUUUUCAGUACUGGGAUGUGUUUGAUUUUGAUGUCAGUUCUUCCAAAGCCAUAUCAGUUCUUCUCUGCGUCACGAGCAGGCUGUACAGUUCACUGAAGUGGUUUUUGAAAAAUGAUGUGGUUGUAAGGUUUAAUGUGAAUGUGUCAUGGCUCUGGACUCAGAGAUGUUAGUUAAGUCUACAAAUCAGGUUUUUAGUACUACACUGUGUGUGUGUGUGUGUGUGUGUGUGUGUGUGUGUGUGCAAUUAUAGCUAAUGACUAAUAGAGGAUUUUCAUAGAUGAUUGUUGAGAAGCUUUCUCAUGAAAGAGAAUAAACAAUGAUGAAGCAAAGGAAGGAAAUAGGAAGAGGUGGAAGAAUUAAAGAUGGGGAAAAGGGGGAAGCAACAAGUGAAGGAAUGUCUGAAGCCUUUAACAAAGAGAGGAUUUGUGUUUGCGAUAAAACGAGAGUUGCUAAGCUGAAAUGGAUUUAACAGGAACAGAAAAUUUGUUACAAAUUGCUGAGGAUGUUAAAGAUGAGAUAAUGUGGCUCUCUGCUGCAGGUACUGAAACCAUGAGGUGUAUGUUUACAGCAUUUGAUUUAUUGGCCUAAUAUGAAUAAUUUGCAAACUUGUGUCUGUCACUACAAUACCUUCUGAAUAAACGAUUCAAGCAUCAGUAAGUUAUUA